Messenger RNA from Octodon degus (degu), 1377 nucleotides. Its product is annotated as ubiquinol-cytochrome-c reductase complex assembly factor 1. Lineage: Eukaryota; Metazoa; Chordata; Mammalia; Rodentia; Octodontidae. Gene Ontology annotation, biological process: mitochondrial respiratory chain complex III assembly. The transcript is spliced from 10 exons. Gene Ontology annotation, cellular component: mitochondrion. The coding region runs from base 321 to 1082 and encodes 253 amino acids. The record is from RefSeq and is a predicted model, not a curated record.
UCUGGUCUCGGGGUUGGAGUCGGAGAGGGCGGGGCGAGAGAAGCUGGAAGAAGUUGCGAAAGGCGCGCCUGUGGGGCCGCUUGGCUGCGAGGCCGUCUUUCCGCGGGGAAACUAAGGCAGCUUCCCACAUCUCCCUGCUCCUGGUUUGACUCUGGCGUCUCCCCCUCUUUCUAGGAGAGAGGAACCCUGGAUCGAUAUCUGAUGAGGGAAGGCAGACUAGCACCUCCCGGUGGGUUCCAGUAUGCAGCCGAUUGGUACCAUUGUUUCCUACGCAAGUGCCAUGGAGCAGGACUGUGUCUGGCAUUUCCCAUUGGCUCCAGAUGAGCCAGGCCCUAAGCUGUGGUGGGUCAGAAGAGAUUCCUGGAGUACACAUAGAGCAAAAGAGGAAGUACCACAUCACAAAUAAGCUUCCAGCCACCAAAGGUUCUCCACAGCCAGUUGAGGAAAAGGUUGGUGCCUUCACGAAGAUAAUAGAAGCUAUGGGGUUCACAGGACCUUUGAAAUACAGUAAAUGGAAGAUUAAGAUUGCAGCCCUGCGCAUGUAUACUAGCUGUGUGGAGAAAACUGACUUCGAGGAAUUCUUUCUAAGGUGUCAGAUGCCAGAUACUUUCAAUUCAUGGUUUCUUAUAACCCUACUUCAUGUCUGGAUGUGUCUAGUCCGAAUGAAACAGGAAGGCCGGAGUGGGAAAUAUAUGUGUCGGAUCAUAGUUCAUUUUAUGUGGGAAGAUGUUGAGCAGCGUGGCAGAGUCAUGGGGGUUAAUCCCUACAUCCUGAAGAAGAACAUGAUCCUCAUGACAAAUAAUUUCUAUGCAGCAAUCUUGGGAUAUGAUGAGGGGAUCCUUUCAGAUGACCACGGGUUGGCUGCUGCCCUCUGGAGAACUUUCUUCAACCAGAAAUGUGAAGACCCUCGACAGCUUGAGUUGCUGGUGGAAUACGUGAGGAAACAAAUGCAGUACCUGGACUCCAUGAGUGGUGAGGAUCUGCUUCUGACUGGGGAAGUGAGCUGGCGCCCUCUGGUGGAGAAGAAUCCUCAGAGCAUCUUGAAGCCCCGUGCACCUACUUAUAACGAUGAGGGUCUUUGAGGGGCUGGUCCCUGCAGGCUGCUGGCCAGCUGGCUUUGAGGAAGUCUAGUGGACGAAGUGCUUGGUUGGUCUGGGGCCCUGCAGAAAGUGGCCUGAAUUGACCUGUGAACAGCGUCUGUCAAGUACCUGGCCCAUUUGUUGGUUUUCCUCUUAGUGUGAUCUGGUGGGGGCAUAAUGCUGGCAGAACCUUUAGCUCUUCUGAGCUGUUGGCUGCCUUAAGAGGAGAGGCCAAAGCUGGUCAUGGUGGUGCACACUGUAAUCCCAGCACUCUGGGAGGCUGCAACAGGAGGAGGUU